Messenger RNA from Owenia fusiformis, 703 nucleotides. The record is from the annotation of a GenBank genome assembly. Lineage: Eukaryota; Metazoa; Annelida; Polychaeta; Sabellida; Oweniidae.
GUUUUUUUCUUUAUAAAUCAGAAUAGAUAUUUUCCAAUAUAAAUAUUUUGAACUGAGAUUGUAACUAACAGAUAUUGAAGAUAUUGAUAGGGCAAAUGAAAUGUAGAAAUUAACAGGUAGAUUUAUUUUGUGGCUGCUCACCGGAAGUAUCGGAAUUCUGAAAAAAUGCAAGAAAGAAUGGAUGUACAACAAAUAUCCCCAAAAUCUAGCCCCAGGCCUUCCAGAUCACCAGUUGUUCCACGCCAGGACUCAACAGGGACACUGAAGACCACAAUAUCGCUAGGAAAACGUCCAGCAAUCAUCAAUACUGGACCAUUUUACCUUAUGAAAGAACCACCAGAGGAAAGUGAACUAACGGGAAGUUGCAAUCUGAUCUCAUAUUAUGGUCUAGAACAUUCCUACAAUAAAUUCUGUGGCAAGAAAGUGAAUCAAGAACUCAGUGCUUUUCUGCCAAGUUUACCUGGAAAUAUAGAUGCACCUGGAAAUCUUGAUAAUAGUAGUCUCCGUUCUGUGAUCGACAAGCCACCCAUUGUGGGGAAGGAGCUCACACAACUAUCCUCUCAGGCUUUGACAGGUUUCCGACUUCAUCCAGGUCCACUGCCUGAACAAUACAGAUUGUUUAACCAUGCCCCACCAAAGAAAAAACACAAACAUAAAAAGCAUAAAAAAGAUUCAAAAGAUAGUCCACUUUUGGAAAAUAUAG